Physella acuta is the source of this 3976-nucleotide messenger RNA. RefSeq lists its product as uncharacterized. Gene Ontology annotation, biological process: wound healing. The record is from RefSeq and is a predicted model, not a curated record. Lineage: Eukaryota; Metazoa; Mollusca; Gastropoda; Physidae.
UUUUUCCUUUGUUAUCUGUGGUGAUUCAAACGUUAGUUGGAUGUGUAGAUUCAAACGUUUGUUGUUGAAUGUGUAGAGUUGUUGAGAGGGAAAAACAAAAUGGCAGGCUGACUUUGAUAAAAGGUUGUCAUUGGUUUGUAUUCAUUAGGCCUUAAUUUGAGAAGACCUUCGGUGAUUUAUUCUCUUUUUGACCAAGCUAACAGGCAUUAGGUGAUUCAUCUUCCGUUUGACUAAACUAACAGACAUUAGUUUAUUCACCCUCUGAAGCCAACAGGCAACACAACAAUGUCCCAUUGAGAGGGAACCUGUGGAACUAACCAUGAAGUUGACCAGCGUGAUUUCCACGGUGAUUCUCAGUGUUUUUCUCCAGCUGCCAGCUGCCGUGGGAGUGUGCCAGUUCCCCAACUACUACGACGGCUCCUGGUACCAUCGGGAUUCCGGCACGGACACCCGUCUGAUCAUCAGUGCCACCUCCGGCACGUGGGGGGAGGGCGUCCAGUGCUACCAGCAGAUCCUGCACAAGCCGGAAGUGGUCAGUGACGGCGUCAACGCCACCAUUCUGUUAAAGACAACAAAUGCCAACUGUUACAUGUGCCUGGAUGUUAUUUACAGAUCAAUAUACAUCUUACAAUAUAAACAAAGUGACUGCAUGACUGAAGCAGACAUCAGCAAAUGUAGCGAAAUCAAUGAAGUGACUGAGCACGCUGAGUUGGUCACCAUGUUCAAAGAAGUCAGUCCUGUCAUGGACUGCAUAUCAAGUAUUGAAGGACUUUUUCAGUUUUCUUAUGAGAUCAAUGAAAAAGGGGGCGGGAUCUGCAACAACAGCGAGAAUCUCCUCCAGGCCUGUCAGACCCCCGGCUCACCAAACUACGACAACAAAGAUUUCCUCAUGAGCUUCAGGAUCUGCCCAGACGUCCAGACCAGCUUCAGGCAGACGAUCAGGUACAAAUGUAUGGGCACCUGGGUGGCGUACAUGAACAACAACGUGUACACCUUCGUUGGACUUGUACAUGAUGAGACAGGUGUCAUUCAAGACAAGUACAAGUGUCUCAUGACCCUCAGGGACCAACACACUACAGACAACACGAUACGCUGGGGCCUCAGCAGGUUUGGCGACUGCAGAAACCUCAAGAGCCUGGAGCAGUCUCCCAUCAGGAUCGUACUGAGGCGGGUCCCGCCCAAGACCAGCUUCACCUUCCCACAAUGCACCCUGCCCAGGAACCUGACAGGGACCUGGUUCACCCAGGGGAUCCAGUUCGCGUCCAACGUGUGGAUCAACGAGAGCCACAUCUACUACAGGACCAUGAUGAGUCAGUUCGACUACGAGGAGACCUGGUUCUCGUGUCAAGCCAACCUUGGCACGCGCUACCUCAUGUCCAAGGUCGUCGUGGGCAGGUGUGAGAUCAGUCUCGUCUGCUUCGAUCUUGUACCGCGGCAUCACGGGAUUGUUCGAUACCGCGUUGGACGAUCAGUCAAACUGCCGUUUAAUUUAGACGAACGAAACCGCGAUAAAGAUUUCCUGGUUGAUUCCUUCAAGGAGACCUGCAGCUGGCAAUGGCUGACUUUUUCGCGAGACAACGUAGAUUGGAAGUACGAAGUUCUCAUACAGAACCCCCCGUCUCCCGUCAUCUGCCCGAUAGGUGGCCGGUACUCGUUCAGGCAGUACUCGAACGACUUCUACCAGCUGUACGAUACCAGGAUUCGCGGUGUGACACUGAGUCCACGGAAUCGAAUCAACUGUCUGCUGAACGUGUCCGAGAUCAAAUCGUGUGACGGCGACCUGAGCAAGAUCGAGAUCGACGCCUCCUACUGCGAGACGGUGGACUACAGGGGGCGGCCGGUUGGGGAGUACGACGAGCCGGAUCACAUACUGACCUGCGCGGGCUACUGGCUGGAGGACAUGAAGUCCUACCUGGUGACGUACGACGAGGAGGACGCCGUCUCCAAGUUCCGAUGCUGGGUGUACGAGCGGAUCAGCUGGACGGACAUCGCCCUGUCCAGAGCCGAGACUGCCCGCUGCCCCAAGAACCAGAACUCGAGGAGCUACGAGAUCGACGGGGCCAGGCUCUACCUGGAGCUGACGGAGACAGAGAGGCUGUUUGAUGACUGCCCGCCCAGGUACGACGCCGGCAUAGCGCCCAACAGGAAACCCAGGACACUGUACACGCUAUACAGCGGGGCAGGCAAAGCUACAUCGUCCACUACAGUCAUCAUGACACUGUCCAGUGUGCUGGCUGUCACCUUGGCAAUGCCACAUCACACACCAUAAGAUGCUGGCUGUCACCAUAGCAACACACCACAUCACACACCAUAAGAUGCUGGCUGUCAGCUUGACCAUACCACAUCACACACCAUAAGAUGCUGGCUGUCACCUUGGCAAUGCCACAUCACACACCAUAAGAUGCUGGCUGUCAGCUUGACCAUACCACAUCACACACCAUAAGAUGCUGGCUGUCAGCUUGACCAUACCACAUCACACACCAUAAGAUGCUGGCUGUCACCAUAGCAACACACCACAUCACACACCAUAAGAUGCUGGCUGUCAGCUUGACCAUACCACAUCACACACCAUAAGAUGCUGGCUGUCAGCUUGACCAUACCACAUCACACACCAUAAGAUGCUGGCUGUCAGCUUGACCAUACCACAUCACACACCAUAAGAUGCUGGCUGUCACCAUAGCAACACACCACAUCACACACCAUAAGAUGCUGGCUGUCAGCUUGACCAUACCACAUCACACACCAUAAGAUGCUGGCUGUCACCAUAGCAACACACCACAUCACACACCAUAAGAUGCUGGCUGUCAGCUUGACCAUACCACAUCACACACCAUAAGAUGCUGGCUGUCAGCUUGACCAUACCACAUCACACACCAUAAGAUGCUGGCUGUCAGCUUGACCAUACCACAUCACACACCAUAAGAUGCUGGCUGUCACCAUAGCAACACACCACAUCACACACCAUAAGAUGCUGGCUGUCAGCUUGACCAUACCACAUCACACACCAUAAGAUGCUGGCUGUCAGCUUGACCAUACCACAUCACACACCAUAAGAUGCUGGCUGUCAGCUUGACCAUACCACAUCACACACCAUAAGAUGCUGGCUGUCAGCUUGACCAUACCACAUCACACACCAUAAGAUGCUGGCUGUCAGCUUGACCAUACCACAUCACACACCAUAAGAUGCUGGCUGUCAGCUUGACCAUACCACAUCACACACCAUAAGAUGCUGGCUGUCAGCUUGACCACACCACAUCAUACACCAUAAGAUGCUGGCUGUCACCAUGGCAACACACCACAAGAACUAUUGAUUUAGUACUAUCUGCCUAAAUGUAAAUACCUGUAUCACAUAUUUCUCGUUAAUUCUAAAUACUGGACAGCCAGGUGUUGACUGGCUGUAUCCAAGCAGAAAAUCAUGAAAGCUCUCUCUCUCCCUACUUAAACUUUCAUACUGUGUUUUUUUUUCAUCAAAGACAACACUGAAGUCUACCAAGUCACAGGCCAUUUUACAAAAUAUAACAAAUUGACUAACUGGAAAGAUUAAUUUAAAAAACACAUUUUCUUAAAAAUCCAAGCACUAAUAGGCCAAUUUCAGCACCAUUCCUGACGGUUUACAGGAACUUUGCCCUGUGUCCCUGUCCACCAUGACAGUAAUGACUGUGGCAGAGCUUAGAGGUUGAUACACCUGUCCUACAACUUGACGGUUUAAGAUGGUUGUAUACCCUAAAUAGGUAACUUGUUACUUGUAUACCUCAAUUGAAACAAGUUUUCCAUAAAACCUAAUGCUAUAGAAAAAAUUUCAUCGAACUAACCUACUUGUACAUGUUCAAUCUUGAUCACAAUGUCACCACUAAAAUAUCUUAAAUGACAAUUGUAACAAUUCAAUCAUACUUUUCAUCUCACACUUGUACAAAAUUAAACAGCUUUUGCUUUUUAAUCUUUUUUAAUACAAUCAAUAAACAUUCUGGUAAAUUGA